CAAGAAAACGGAAUUUGGGAAAAAACUGAAAUAGGCAAUGAAUAAAAAACUAUUAUAAAAGGCCCUACCAAUGUUUUUUGCUGUGCAUGACUGCACUUUGGAGUCUGUGUUCUCCUGCAGCACAGCAUUUUGUGGGGAGUUGAGGUCAGGUCCAAUAUUGACUAUGUACCCAAGAGGGAAAGAGGUUGGGCCAUUCUAUAAAUGUUUUAGUGAAAUAUAAUCUAAUAUAUAACAUUUUGCAGAAACUUUUAUCGAAAGCGAAUUACAGUCAUGCAUGAAUACAUUUUUACGUAUGGGAUGGUCCCGGGAAUCGAACCCAAUAUCCUGGCGUUGCAAUGCUCUACCAAGAAGUAUGACAGGGUUAUAAAUGUUUUGUGAAGCCUCAAUUUAAUAUGAUUUAUAAGGUCUUUAUUAAGCGGUUCUUAUGCCAACCUUUAUAAAGCACAGGUUUAUAUCAUAUUUGACAUUGGUGGUUAUGUCAAACAGUUAUGCCACAUGUAUGAACCCUUUAUAAAGCAUGACAUAUGGUUAUAGAUGAUGUGUAACACAUUUAUGUAGUGUUUAUGAAGGAUUUAUGAAGGCUUUAUGAAGCCUUUAUAAGCUGCACGUCAUUUAAAGCGGGACCGAAUUAAUUAAUGGUGAAAUCUGGAAAGUUUCCAUUGUGUAUUUGGUUGUUUGUGCUUGUAGUCUGUAAAUAGCUAAAUAAAUUGGGCAAUAUGCGCUCCUUCGUCCUUUGAACAACAAUCCACUCUUUGCCAUAGCCUGUUCCCUCUGAAGUUGUAACACUAUCUUCUACUCGAAAUUAUUAGGGCCCUAAGUUAUGGUCGGGAUGACUGCAGAUGACUUUAUUGCUUGCAGCUUUAUUACUUGCCGGCUUCAUAUCAUAGCACAUGGUUUGAAGUUUGAAGAACCAUAAACAUAAGAAAUUAUUAACCAGCUGCAUUCAUAUAUGGCUGAGUGUUACCAGACCAGGACAAGACCAAAUCAAGCAUAUAUCAACAUACGUCUAAACUCCGCUGGACAUUAAGUGCCUACAGAAUGAUAAGAAAGGCAAUACUCCACCUCGUACUGGGAGUGCCAGGUCUCCUUUGUGCUGUUGUUGCCCCAGAAAACAUUGCCUUACGUGGAAAGGCAACCCAGUCGUAUGUGAUAAAUAACGCAUACACAGGUUAUAGUCUUGCAUCAAAUGCCAUUGAUGGGAACCGUGAGUCAAAUUUCAUGGCUGGGUCUUGCACUGCCACUGAGACUCAGACGAACCCCUGGUGGAGAGUGAACCUGCUUGGUGUGUACAUGAUCACAUCUAUCAUAGUCACCAACAGAAAUGAAGAUUCUGAGCGGCUCGAUGGGGCUGAGAUCCGCAUAGGAAACUCCUUACUGGACCAUGGUGUUCGCAACCCUCUGGCUGGGGUCAUUAAAUCCAUUCCAGCAGGUAGAUCUCUCACUCUGAGGUGGACAUCAGGUGUAGAAGGACGUUAUGUGACUGUGGUUCUACCAGGCAAGAACAGAAUUCUAACACUCUGUGAAGUGGAGGUGUAUGGGUACCAUUCUUCAACUGGAGAGAAUGUGUCGUUGAAGGGAAAAGCCACCCAAUCUUCACUUCAUAAAUUUGGAUCUGCGUACAAUGCCAUUGACGGGAACCGUGAUGGCCGUUGGGCACAUGGCUCCUGCACCCACACUGAAGUUGAACUGAACCCCUGGUGGAGGGUGGACCUUCUGAAGACCUACAAAGUGUUCUCUGUCACCAUCACCAAUAACUUAGACGUUAUUCCCAGCAGACUGAAUGGUGCUGAGAUACGUAUUGGAAACUCCCUGGACAACAACAAUGGCAACAACAAUCCCAGGUGUGCUGUGAUCUCCUCUAUCCCAGCGGGCUUCUCCAGCACCUUCCAGUGUAACGGCAUGGAAGGACGAUAUGUCAAUGUGGUCAUUCCAGACAGAAGAGAGUACCUGAUUCUGUGUGAGGUGGAAGUGUACGGAGCACAGCUGGUUUGAUAAAUCAGUACUCACGAUACUACCAUGGCUUGCUAGUUCCUUGCAACCUGCCAAGGAUUACAUUAACCUGAAACACUGUUUUUGUAUACAGUAUGAGAUUGAAUUGCAUGAGAAUAUAAAAUCCACUCAUUUUCUUGUUUACAUUCAAAAUGUUUUCUUUAUUAAAUCAUAUAUUACA
Messenger RNA from Coregonus clupeaformis (lake whitefish), 2170 nucleotides. RefSeq lists its product as uncharacterized. The coding region runs from base 1039 to 1992 and encodes 317 amino acids. The record is from RefSeq and is a predicted model, not a curated record. Lineage: Eukaryota; Metazoa; Chordata; Actinopteri; Salmoniformes; Salmonidae. The transcript is spliced from 6 exons.